Molecule: messenger RNA, 1374 nt
Organism: Galleria mellonella (greater wax moth)
Lineage: Eukaryota; Metazoa; Arthropoda; Insecta; Lepidoptera; Pyralidae
Exons: 1
Coding region: 1-1374 (457 amino acids)
Source: RefSeq, a predicted model, not a curated record
AUGCCGGCGCGGAGAGCAGUCACUCGGAACGAUAUUCGCUUGCCGCUCGUGCACAUGUACGAUACAUCCGAAAUAAACACCCGAUUAAAACUUAAACACCACCCCGCGAGGGCGAAACUGGCUACCGCUAGUGAGGCACGCGCUGAUAUACCCUUACGAGCCAAAAGCGUCUGUUUAGUUGAAAGACCCAAAUCGCAAUAUGCACGUAACGUUCGAAGCGCGGACCACAAUCGUUUUCGCUCUGAGAAACAGUUCUUCCGUAAUCGGCUCCCGUCCAGCGAGAAACGUGUCAGACCUUGCGAUAUAACCGUUAAAAAACAGAACAGGAAAUUAAUAGAGAAAGUACCCUUCAACGUAUCAGUCCAAACGCUCUCAAUACCCAUGAAGUAUGCCGACAAUCCCAAACCUAGACAUUCAAACUCCAAACCGGCACAGAACUUAUGCAAUACAAAAGAAAUCGAUGUUAACAAAACUAAAUCACCUAAUCCUUCCAAACAGGUCAGCGACAACAAGAGGCUGUGUCAGACUGUCGGCUGCGGGAAAGAGACGGAGAACAAAUUGUUGUUGCAGAUCAGCGAAGCCGAGCAAGUGUCGGACUUUGAAAGGAUUCUUAAUUGUAAUACAAUACUGAGCGAGCGUUCGCAUGGUCACGUGUGGCGUGGUUGUUUGGCAUAUAAAUCAUCAGCAUCAGUGGUGCCGAGACCUCGAUCUGCCUACUCAUUGUAUGCGGUGAGCCAGGCCUACGAAUACCUGUUUCACCAACACGAAGAGUCGCUGCAACCACUCAUUGAUAACUAUCGUCAAGCGCAUAUUGAACAGAAAGAAGUCCCUCCGGGAAGUUUGCUUAGUAAUAGCUGGUACGAAAAUCUUCAAGGUCUUUCUGAAUUUUAUGAAGAUGACCAAGCCCUGCAGACUGAGAUAGAAACAAUCACAGACCGUAUUAUCUCCGAGGAGGUCCAAACUCCAAAAGAAACCAAGGAGUCGAGUAGAAACAAAAACUUCAACGUAAACUUGGCUGGACUGAUAGGACUACACGUGAAUGGUGAAAGUUGUACCCCGACUUUGAACCGUGAUGACUUCGUCUCCUCGCCAGACAUAGAUAGAGCACCUGAAGAUGAGAAGGAAUGGCUCAUUCCGAGUAUGAGCGCAAACUCCGAUGACCAAAAUAAAGAUAAAGACUCUGAGUUAGAUUGUUUAGCACAAAACCUGAAUACGGUUAACAUUGAUAGUGAUGGUAAAGUGCCGACCAUAACAUUUAGCAACUGCUGCGAAAACCGUACAAGAAGCGAUCAGCCAAGCAAUACUGACGUUGUGAUUCAUCUGACUGUGCCCUCUGUUGAUAGUGCUGAUGAGGCCCGCCCGCCUAUGAUGUAA